GCAAGCACCAUGUGCAUCCUGAGCACGAGAAAGUUCGGCCCGUCAGAAGCGGCGGCCUUCUCGACCGCCCUGUCCGGCAACACCUCCCUCACGGAGCUCCUCGCCUCGGGGCACCCCUUGGAAGUCGCCGGGGCGUCGGCCUUUGGCCAAGCCUUGUCGAGGAAUACCACGCUUCGAUCGCUCUGCGUGGGGGACAACCAUUUCGGCGACGAGGGCGUGAUCGCGCUAGUGGAAGGCUUGAAGCGGAACCACGGGCUCCUCGUCCUCGAUCUCGAGUACAAGUCCAUUGCCUCCGGAGAGGGGCUGCGCACCCUUCUCGAGACACACCCUACGUUAGCGGUGAGGACCUACAGAAUUAAGGGAGUGGACCUAAGGCUAGGGCGCAACCAACUGGGUGAGGCCGGGAUAAAGUCCCUGUCGGCCGGCCUCUCCCUGAGCUCCACCCUCCUCCGUCUCGACCUCUCUGGCAACCAGCUCAACGCCGCGGCCGCGGAAGCGCUCGGCCGCGCUCUAUGCACCCAUCGCCCGGCCGGAACAAGCGCCGUUGGCGGGGUCGACGGCGGCGGCAGCGGCGGCGGGGGCGGCGUUUCCCCCCCCCCCCCUCCCCUUGAGUUCCUGGAUGUUUCUAGGAAUCCACUCGGAGAUAAGGGCGGCGCCGCGCUCUUCCGGGCCCUGGCGACUUCGCCGACGCUCACGGGUCUAGUUCUGGCGGAGGCGAAGCUCGGACCCCUGGCCGCGGCCGCCCUCGCCGAGGCUCUUGUUCCUCCUCCUGCUUCUCCUCUGCCGGGAGGUGGCGGGCCGUCAGGCCCCGCAGAGCCAGAUUCCGGGGAAAUGACUCCUUUGCCGCCACCACCGCCGCCGCCGGCGAACGGGGGAGGCCUGCAGAAGCUCCAAACCCUCGACGUCUCGAAGAACGAGCUCGGGGCGGGGGGGGGCACAGAGGUCGCGGGCGCACUCUCCCGCGGCGGAGCCCCCCGCCUCGAAACGCUGUCGAUGGCUUAUAACGACGUCGGGGACGACGGGGCGGCGGCGCUCGGCAAGGCGGCGGGGCCGCGGCUGGCGGUGCUGGAUCUGAGCGGGAACGCUCUUGGCGGGGCCGGGAUCGGGGCGGUGUUGUCGGCUCCAGGCCUGCGGGAGGCUAAGCUAUUCCACAACGCUUGCAAGGAUGAAGGGGUUCCGCUGGUGUUGGAGGCAUUGCUGGCCGGCGGUACGUUGCAGACGCUAGACCUCGGCGCCAACGGCCUCACCGGUGCCGGAUUGGAGAUCCUUCUCCCUGGGCUGGCCGCCUGCAGCUCACUGCAAACCUUGGAGGUUGGUGCGAACUCGAACGACGAAAGGGCAGAAGAAGCGGUUCGAAGAUCUCAGAGCAGCAACCCGGCCCUCGACAUUGCGUUCAGGAGGGGAGGGGAGGCCAUGGAAGGCUCGGGGGCCCCGCCCGGCGUUGGCAUCGGUGGGGGUACUGCCGGUGGCCCGGGGGCGGCGGCGUCGUGGCAGACGCAGUAGCGGCUGAUAGACCGACUCAAUAAUUCCGAUGGUCUUUUUCUUGGAUUGAUAGCGUUGCGUGUUGCCUGUUGCUUCAGGGCGUUGUGUAGGGAUGAUUGGAAUAUGUAUCACGUACUGCCUCAAUCCCCGCGACGAGCUAGAGGCUGUUGGAUGUGCCAAUCGUCUGCUCUUUGUAGAGUUUGACGACUACGAAGUCGGUGAUAACGGAUGUCCUCCACUUGCUUGCACAUUGUUGGACACCGCACGCAUUGAUUCCUGUGGGUGCUGCUCCAGUUUCCUCCAACAACAUACGGUAGUCAAAGCGGGGAGGGUCAACAACAAUGUAGACGGUUUUCCGUCUUCUUCGAAGUUGUGAGGAUGGAGUGGCCUCCAACGCUAUGUCUUUUGGUCUUGCCUCUUGAGCGAAGGAAUGCACUCGAGGACGGGAGCCGGACGUGAUGCGACAUUGUUUCUUUGAAAGCAGAGGUGCAGACGCACAUGGAUCUCUUCCAAUAGUCCCGACUCUGCCGUGUGUCCAAAUGCGCCUCGGUGACUUGAACUACCGCCCCCCUGCCUACCCGACCCGUGUUUUACUCUACAUAUGCAUACACGCGACGUGCUGUUGUUGUGGUUUGCUUCUUCGCUGAU
This is a messenger RNA of Ectocarpus sp. CCAP 1310/34, 2130 nucleotides long. The record is from the annotation of a GenBank genome assembly. NCBI's taxonomy places the organism in Eukaryota, Phaeophyceae, Ectocarpales, Ectocarpaceae.